GGGGAAAUUUGGCAAGAAAACAGAAAAGCAGCGGUUCUUAUUUUUUCCAGCGCUUAACAGCACGGCAGGAGAAGCGAGAAUCCUGCAAUUAAAUUCCUUUGAAAGAUUCAGGCUGUAAAUUAUGACAACAAGAGACAGUUAUUUUUAGUGUUGAAGUUCAGAAGGAUUGAAUAAUUGAUAUUAGUAAACAAGACAGAGAUGUUCUCACUCUUUUAUGGACUUUGGAAGUACAUAUUUAGUAAGACGGAGUUUCAUGUACUCAUUCUUGGAAUUGACAAGGCUGGGAAAACAACAUUGUUGGAGAAGUUGAAGUCAUUAUACUCAAACUUAGAAGGCCUACCACCUGAUCGAAUUGUUCCAACUGUGGGGCUUAAUAUUGGUCGGAUUGAAGUAUCAAAUACGAAACUAGUGUUCUGGGACCUGGGAGGCCAGCCUGGCCUUCGCUCAAUUUGGGAGAAAUACUAUGAAGAGGCACAUGCUGUGAUAUUCGUAAUUGAUGCUGCUUGCCCUUCACGUUUUGAAGAUUCAAAAUCUGCACUUGAGAAAGUUCUUAGACACGAGGAUCUGCAGGGAGCCCCUCUCUUGAUAUUAGCAAACAAGCAGGACCUCUCUGAAGCUGUAUCUGCUGAAGAACUUGCCCGAUAUCUAGAUCUUAAAAAAUUGGACGAAAGGGUUUACAUGCUUGAGGCCAUUUCUGCUUUUGAUGGGAUGGGGAUUAAAGAAGGUGUGGAGCGGUUAGUGGAGGUAAUGGAGAGAAGCAAGAGAACUGAAAGAUUGAGAAUUCGUGCGGGUGUAACUGCUCCUACUUAGAGCUUAGAGGGAAAGAUACCAAG
This is a messenger RNA of Durio zibethinus, 833 nucleotides long. RefSeq lists its product as uncharacterized. The record is from RefSeq and is a predicted model, not a curated record. Lineage: Eukaryota; Viridiplantae; Streptophyta; Magnoliopsida; Malvales; Malvaceae. Gene Ontology annotation, cellular component: Golgi apparatus. Gene Ontology annotation, molecular function: GTPase activity; GTP binding. Gene Ontology annotation, biological process: Golgi to plasma membrane protein transport; intracellular protein transport; protein localization to Golgi apparatus.